AUGCAGACGUCGCUCUUGUCAUGGAUAUUGGUCAGCCUUUCAUUGAGCAACCUGGCGCAAUGUUCCGGUCCUCGAUUUUACCCGAAUGACGCUAUCCAGCGUUUCGUCCGAGCGGCUUCCGCUGUGGUCCUCGAGGUUUCCCAGGUAGCCGCGCCAGUUUUGACCGUUUCUUCCAAAGGUGGACUUGAAGUCACCGAUGGAUCUUCGAACGCGUCUGCAGUCAUUGUGCCCAGUGAGCAGCCCGUGUGCCAGGAUAUCCUCGUUAGACACGACUUCAUCGCCUCCUAUGGACAACCUUACGUUGGGCCUUACACUCCGCCGUCGUGUUCCUUUAACAGAGUCACUUGGAACUUGACAGUUACAUCUCGAGGGCGACAGUAUGACCGCCUCGGUACUGUUUCCUUUGGAGACAUUGAAUUGUUUCGAACAUCAACGGCAGAGCCUACCCGAAACGGAAUUGAAUGGACGUACCUCAAGGAUAUGACCAACUUCUUGUCAUUGUUCACAAAAUCACAAACCGUCAUUUUCGAUCUGGGAAACUUGGUGACUGACGUUCUAGACGGGACCUUCAACGUCACUUUGACGGCGGCAUAUUUCACAGCGGACUCUGUUGUGCAGCCAGCGGACUUGAUCAUCCCAGUCUCAAAGCGUCAAGGCUCCCAGGGCCAACCGAGUCUUUUCAGUGUCCCCUCGGAUAUCGCAUCCAAUGUCCUUACCUUGCCGCGAAACAUCCAAAAGGCCGUGUUCACUAUUUCCUCCACUGGGCAAGCAGACGAAGAGUUCUGGUGGAGCAAUGUGCCCCAAUCUCGCGUCAACACCUACGAGUCCACCGUCGGCACGCUCUUUGGCUAUUCACCAUUUCGUGAAGUCCAGCUAUUUAUUGAUGGUACACUCGUUGGCGUGGCUUGGCCGUUCCCGAUUAUUUUUACCGGCGGUAUUGUCCCUAGUCUUUGGAGACCCAUUGUCGGCAUCGACACUUUCGAUUUGAAAGAGGACGAGAUUGACAUUACCCCUUGGCUUCCGAUUCUGUGUGACGGUCGCUCGCACAAUUUUACCAUUGGCGUCUCCGGCCUGAAUGACGACGGCACUGGCAAUGCCGCUCUAUCAGGUCGAGUUGGCUCCACUUGGCUCGUCACCGGAAAGAUCUUUGUGUGGCUCGACAAAGCAGGCCACGUCACAUCUGGCAGUGCGCCAUUGCAGCUUGCUCCACAACCCUCGUUUCACGUCAGCUCAUCUAUCUCGCAGACCUCUGCCGGGGUCAACGAUACACUUUUAUAUACCGUCACGGCAGAGCGCACGCUUUCCUUUACCUCGACCUUGUUGCUCUCGACAGGACCCCGGCUUGCUAGCUGGAAUCAACGCCUCGCCUACUUAAACAAGGGAAACGUUACCAAUCAGGCCUCAUUGCAGACCAAUGAUCAACAGACGACCGGUCAAGAUCUCUCAUCGAAUGGCUACGCCCGCAAAUUCAGCUAUCCGCUCUACGUUGAGAGCAGUCAAAUCGGUAAUCCAGAUGGCUUUACACUUGCUGCAGACAUCCGCCGCUCCAAAUCGAUCGACAGUCUAGGCCGCUUGGUCUUCCCGACAGGCCAAGAAACAUUCUCCAGCGACAUGGCCAAAUCAGCACUAUCAUUUGACGGCACGUCAGCUCAAACGACUCAAAAUGGCACAGCAUAUUAUGCUGCUAACAACACUGCCGGCACCGGCUUUAGCUUCGGCACCACGACGCAAAGCUUCUCACUCGAUGGUCUACAUAUUGCUGCCGGCUCUCUACUCAAGACGACUUUCCCGAGCAUCACCGGGAGCGAUGAGCUCUUCUCGCGGAAUGUCAAAGCUGUGAAUGGGACUAUUGUUGCAGAUCAGGAGACUCUGCUUGGAAAACAAUUUUCGACGCCGGUGUUGCCGGGAAUUGCAGAGGUUAAUAAUGACGUCCAUGACUUUGUGUUGAGCGGAGUACCUGGUCGUGGAAAGUUGGUCCAUCAUGUGCAGUUGUGA
Messenger RNA from Dissoconium aciculare CBS 342.82, 1995 nucleotides. RefSeq lists its product as uncharacterized. The transcript has 3 exons. The record is from RefSeq and is a predicted model, not a curated record. Bases 1 to 1995 code for a protein of 664 amino acids. Lineage: Eukaryota; Fungi; Ascomycota; Dothideomycetes; Mycosphaerellales; Dissoconiaceae.